Zingiber officinale is the source of this 1869-nucleotide messenger RNA. Its product is annotated as serine/threonine receptor-like kinase NFP. The record is from RefSeq and is a predicted model, not a curated record. Lineage: Eukaryota; Viridiplantae; Streptophyta; Magnoliopsida; Zingiberales; Zingiberaceae. Gene Ontology annotation, biological process: protein phosphorylation. Gene Ontology annotation, molecular function: ATP binding; protein kinase activity. The transcript has a single exon. Bases 1 to 1869 code for a protein of 622 amino acids.
AUGGAGCUCUCUCCCCUGUUCCUCCCCGCUCUGCUUUUGAUCCUAAUUCCCGACGUUUUCACCCACCGGACCGCCGCGCAGGCCAACAGCACCAACGCUACGCUAUUUUCUUGCUCGUCAGAUACCUCGCCGGUACAUCCCUGCGCUACCUUCGUGCUGUACCGGACGCAGCCUGGCUACACCGAUCUCGCCCACAUCUCCGACCUCUUCGGCACCAGCAGCCAGAUCAUACAGGAAGCCAACGGUCUCCCGUCCGAGUCCAUCACUUUCCUCCUCGGCCAGCUCAUCGCCAUCCCAAUCAACUGCGGAUGCACCGGUAACCGGUCGUUCGCGAACGUCACGUACUGGAUCGCAUCCGGCGACAACUUCUACUUGGUCUCCACCCGCCAGUUCGAAAACCUCACGGAUUACCUGACCGUGGAGGCCUUGAACCCAGGGGCAAAACCGAACGAGCUGAAGCCAGGGCAGGCCGUGCUGGUGCCGCUGUUCUGCAAGUGCCACGAUGAGGCCAUGGCGGAGCGAGGCAUCAACUAUCUCAUGACUUAUACGUGGGCCGCCGGGGACGACCUUUCGAAGCUGAGCAAGGAGCUGAAUUCUUCAGCAGAGGAGAUAAGAGCUGCCAACAACAACAGAGAUUUCAGCGCCGCCGUCUAUAAGCCAAUUCUAGUUCCGGUGGCAGAAAAGCCGCGCCUCGCGGUGCUAUUCUACAACGCCACCAGCAGCUCCGACGGGGGUCGCCGGGGAAAAUUUCAUAAGAAAGACAUCAUUUUAUCAAGCAUUAUCAGUGCUGCUUCGGCGGUGGUGAUUUGCACCUUACUCGUGCUAGCUUGCUGCAAGGUUUCUCCCAAUAAAAUCGUGGCACGGACCACGUCAAACUUGGAAGGCGUCAGGGAGCUUCUGUCGCCUAGGAAGUUAGCUCCCAGCAAGAACCAAGCUUUGAGCCCCAGAGCGAAGGGAAACAAGGUUUUGGCUGGCGUCUCGCAGUUCAUCGAGAAGCCGGCCAUGUUCGACUUCAAAUCCAUCAUGGAAGCCACAAUGAAUCUCAGCUCGGCUUACUGGAUCGAGGGCUCCGUUUACCAAGCCACUCUCGACGGCGAAGUCUACGCGAUCAAGAGAGCGAAAGGCAUCGACGUAGCAGAGGAGUUAAACAUUUUCCAAAUGGUCAACCACACGAAUCUAAUCAAGAUGGCCGGAUUCGCCGUUCACGAAGAUGGGGUCUGCUUCUUGGUGUAUGAGUUCGCGGAGAACGGAUCGUUGGACAAGUGGCUCUUCGCGAAGGCCUCCUCCUCGGACUCCGUCAGCUGCCUGUCGUGGAGGCAGAGGCUCAACAUCGCGCUGGACGUGGCCAGCGGCCUCCAGUACUUGCACGAGCACACGAGGCCGAGCAUCGUCCACGGCGGCAUCAAAUCCAGCAAUGUGAUGCUGGACGCGCACUACAAGGCUAAGAUAUCUAACUUCUCCAAGGCGAAGCCGGCGACAGUGGGGCUGCGGCCGUCGGCGGACGUGUUCGACUUCGGAGUGCUGCUGAUGGAGUUGCUGUCGGGGAGGAGGGACUGCGUGGAGGAAAGGGAGUCGGGGGGAACGAUGUGGAGGGAGAUGAGGGCGGUGCUGGGGGUGGAGGAGAAGGGGGAGAGGCUGAGGAGGUGGAUGGAUCCGAAGUUGAAGGGGCUGUAUCCAGCGGAUGGCGCGGUGACGGUGGCGGGCAUGGCGAGGGCGUGCACACGGGAGGAUCCGGCGGAGAGGUCAAGGAUCAGUGAGAUUGUGUUCGGGCUGACGGUGCUGGCGCAGUCGUGCAGCGACGCUUUCGACAGGGCGUGGGCGGCGAGCUCGGAGGAGACGAUGGCCAUUACGGACGUUGUGGCGCGUUGA